Haemonchus placei is the source of this 6471-nucleotide messenger RNA. The record is from the annotation of a GenBank genome assembly. Lineage: Eukaryota; Metazoa; Nematoda; Chromadorea; Rhabditida; Trichostrongylidae.
AUGAUUGAAAAAGCUCGAAAAAAGUUGGGUCAACGAGAGAAGAAGAUUGAGGAAGCGAUUCGAGAAGUGGAAGCCGUGCACAAGAAUGCGGCUGAACUAAUUGGCGAGUUGAAUGGUUUGCGUGAUUCUGAAGCACUUUCUGCGGUUGUAACGGUUUCCGAUCCGACAGCUCAAGCCGAAAAAUUGAAAACGCUCAAAGAUAACCUCAAAGCAGUUGGAGCUCGGGUAGAUGAUUUUGUUGCCGAAUGCAAGCUGCUAAUACGAACUGGUGGGCCAGAAGCCGACACUGCUGAACUGGAUAACAUGAUGAAAGAUGUGUGUGAUAUGUGGUCAGUAGUUUCUACGACUGUUGCCGAAAAGGAACGUGAAGCGGACUCCGCUGUUCAACAACUGGGAAGAUACGAAGAUGCCUACAAGUCAUUGCUGAAUUGGAUUGAAGAGACGGAGGAGCUCAUGGAAAACCAGCGUCCUCCGGCCGCUGAUGCCAGGGUGGCGAGAGCUCAGCUUCAUGCUUACGACGUACUCAUGAAACAUAUCGAUGACAAAGACUUCAGCGUCAAAGGUUUCUCAGCCCUAAUUGCGAAGCUCAUCGCCAUGACCACUGUGGAGGAGGAAGUGAAGUCUUUGAAGGAACGAGAUGAGGAAAUCAACAAAAGGUAUAAUGAGCUCGUUGCUGCAGCUCAUGAUCGUCAGAGACGUCUCAUCGAAGCCGUCGAUUUGGCAGAACGAUUAUCGGAGGGCGUUAUUCCUGUUGAAUCGUGGCUUGCUAAAGCUGAAAAACGGCUAAAUGCUUUGGGAAAGAUUCCCACGAAUGUGGAAAAAAUGGAAGAGCAGCUGAAAGAGCAAAAAGACCUUGACGAUGAAGUUUACCAGAAAGCUGAGGAUGUGGAUCAUGCUCUUGCUAUCGUUCCAAUGCUAAGCGCCCUGGUGAGCGUAGAGGAUGCGAAUAGCCUGGAAUCUCAAGCAAAUCAGAUCACUAGUCGCUACGAGUCCAUCGCCCAUCGCGUUCGAAUCACCAGGGAUCUGCUUCAAGAAAUGGCUCUUACCGUGAACGAUUUGUUUGCCGAUCUCGAUAGCUUGGAAGUAUGGCUGGGUGAUAUGGAGCAGAAAAUGGACGAGAUCAGUGAAAUUGCAAUCGCACCCGAUGAUCUCACGGAGCAGAGCAACAUCGUUGGAGAUCUUGUCACUGCGAUAACAGAAAGGGAUGCGGAGAUAUCAGCUGUAAUGGAAGUUGGCCGCCAGCUCUGCAGGCAAUCUACCGGUGACGAAGCGGUUCCGUUACAAUAUCGUAUGGAUCAGUUGAAAAAAAGAUACGGAGACAUUAUGCUUGUUGCGGACGAGAAGUUGCAGCUGCUUGCAAAAGCGAUCCCACUCUCAGAACGGUUCCAUGAAGGAUUCGAAGCUGUCAUGGAGUGGGUUGAAGCCGUUGAAGAAGAUCUUAUUCAGAUUGAUACUGCAGACCUUGACACUCAGACCCAGCUAGUGUUCUCCAUGGAAGAAGGAGUGAGCCACUGGCGUCCAGAAGUUGACGACCUCGUCGCCGUUUCAUCCCAACUUCAAGCGCUGAGCAGCCCAGAUCAGGCUGAGGAACUGUUCCAGAGCACUGCAGAGAUGAAUCGACGUGUCAAUCAGAUUGCUGACAAGGUGGCUCGUCGUGCUGAACGCCUGGAUGUUGCUGACCGUCAGAGCCGCGCGGUGUUCGACGAGCUCAGCUUCCUCCUCGAAUGGCUCGGAUAUGCUCGCGACAGGGUCGUCGCUGCAGGCCCUCCGUCAAUUGAUCCCGACUUCGCUCGCACUCAACUUCGCAACCAACUCGUCAUGAACGACGACGUCGCCGCCAAUAAGGGGCGUCUUCGAGAGAUUACCGUUGAAGCAAAAAAAGUUUGUCGUGAGCUCGGUGGAGAAGGUGGCGAGUCUAGCACAGCUCUUGCCGAACAAUGCGAUCAUGCAAAAGAGCUGGUUGACGAGGUUACUGCGCUCUGUAUGGACCGCACCGAAAUUUUGGAGCGCGCCCUUGCCUUAUCCCAGCAUCUGACUGUCGAAUUUGAUCGGCUUGCUAACUGGCUGGAUCAGGUCGAUGAUGAGCUUCGUACGGCUCCCGAUCUCACCACAGCGACUCCUCCUCAUCAGCUACGGAAACAACGAGAGCACAACGCAGAGCUUUCUGCUGCGAUUUUGACGUAUGUUCCAAUAGUGGAACAAUUUAAAAGCGACGUCAAGGCACUGCAGGAGAUCUGUGUCCCCGAAGACGGCGUGAAACUUGGCGAGCUCGCUGAUGAGAUUGUUGCAAAGUAUGGCGAUAUGCGAAAAGCAGUUGAAGCACGUGGUCAGGCUCUGGACAGCAUUGUUGAUGCCACGAGUGGACUUGGUGAACGUCUGGAAAACUUCGUACAGACCCUACAAGGAGCAUCAGACCGUCUCCGUCAGAACACUUCAGUCUCUUCGGAUCCGACACUACUAAAGUCUCAAAUAGCGGAAAAUCUUGCACUAAGAGAAGGUCUCAAAUCGAAACAAGCUGCCUACGCUGCACUGCAAGAGAGCGCUGCUGAACUUCUUGCAUCACUGCCACCUGAAGAUUCUGCCAGACAGGAAGUCAAUGAGAAACUCAGAAGGUUGGCCGAUUUAUGGAAGAGCAUUGAGCAGGAAGCUGAGGAUCGUGGAGGUUUCCUUGAGUCGAUACUGGCGAAGGCUAAUCACUUCUGGAAUGAGCUCGAUGAGUGUCAGAGAGCGAUAGACGAUCUGCGUAUGAGGCUGGAGUCCGUCGAACCAGCAGCUGGGCAACCUGAGCAACUGCAGCGACAACAGGUCGAAAUGCAGACUGUGGCCAGCAGCAUGGCUACAACCGAGAAUCGUCUCGUCGGACUCCGUGAAGCUGGUGUCGCCCUCUCAGGAAUCGUUCCAGCUGAGGAGCAAACAGUAAUCAAUGCCCAAGUAGAUGCUGUACAUGACGGAUGGGCAACUAUCACUAAACUUUUUGCGGACAAGAACAGGGAUCUUGUCGUUGCGAUGGAAGAUGCGAUGGCCUUCCAUGCAGAUCUCUCUAAUCUUCUGAAUUGGUUGGACGUUGCUGAAAAACGACUAGCAUUGCUACCAGCAGCUGAAUCAGUGAAGGUGGACGAAAUUCCCCGUGUGUUGGAAGAGGUGCACGCGUUCAAAGACGAAAUGGACAGUCAAGCUGUACUGAAGGAACAACUCUGCUACACGGCGUCACAGAUAGCUAGUGGUGCUCCGAUCCAUCAGGCCGCUGCAAUUCGUCAACCCAUCAACAAGCUCAAUCUGCGAUGGACUCAACUCUAUUCGUCUCUGUGUGACAGAGAAAAUAAGGUAGAGCGUAUGCUUCUACAAAUGGGUCGCCUGUCAGAAGCUGUGGAACAGUUGAUUACAUGGAUGAGAAAAACUCGAGGCACCCUCAAUGAAUUGUCCGUCGCUGCACCGGCACUUCGACAACUCGAAAUCCAACGUUGUCAGCUGAUUGUCGUCUCGAAUGACAUCCAUGCUCACGAGAGCAGUGUGUCGACACUGAAUGCUGCUGCCCAGCGACUUUUGCGAGACGAUCGAAAUACGGACGUGUUGGAUAGGAUGAACGAGAUGAACAAGGAAUGGCGAGAACUGAAUGAGAUUCUGGAGGCGUUGACUAUUCAGAUGGAGCGGGCCAAAGCAGAUGCGGAGAAGGUAGGCAGGGAGACGGAGCAAUGGAUGGCAUGGUUGGAAGAUGUAGAAUCGCAGCUGGCGACCACAAAACCAACCGGUGGCCUCCCGGAAACGGCUGAAGUUCAGAUGGACGACUUCCUUGUGCUGCGUGCUGAGAUAGCCCAGAAUAAGCCGCUAAUCGAGAAGUACAUCCAUGAUGCUGAUGUAGCACUUGAUAACGCUGAUGCUAAUGCGCAAACGUGGAUGGCACGGAAUCACGCCCUCAUUAAGAAUAAGUGGUCCAAAGUGAAGGAAUUAUGUGCUGAUCGCGAAAAGAAGCUUCAACUGGCUUUGGAAGAAGCAGUUGCUCUUGACUCUUCGAUGCGUGACACAGCUGAAUGGUUGGCCGCUGCAGAACAGCGAUUGGCUGCCGUGGCCCCUAUAAGUCGUCUUGUCGAUGUUCUGGAGAAACAAUUGUUGGAAAAUGAGAAAUGGGUGGACGAGGUCGCUGUGCGGAAGCAAUUGAUGGCAGAACAACAAGCAGCUGGAACACGGCUUCAAUACUACUGCGAGAAAAAGGACGCAAUUCCGAUCAAGAAUGGGCUUGUAUCACUGAAACAUCGUUUUGAGAAGGUUGCGAGUAGAACAGCUGACAGAACCAAGCAACUGAAUGCAGCAUUGGAUGAAGCUCGAGUAUGGAUGAACGGCGUUGACGACCUAAAACUCUGGCUGGAAGACAUUGGGCUGAAGAUAUCCAAUGAACAACUUCCCACGGGCAACGUCAACGUUCUUAAACAACAACAUAAUGACAUUAAGAAAAUACAGUCCGAGUUGGCAGCUCGUCAACAAAGUUUUGACACCACCUACAAACGUGGACGUUCGCUCAUUGACCAUGCACCGCGUGCAGAAGGGAAACAAAUCAAUGAAAUGAAUGAAGGGUUCAAGAAGCUUUGGAAUACGGUACUUGAAAAAGCAAAUCAGAGACGUAUAGCUGUCGAGCAGGCCCUCCUUGACAGUAGUGCAUUCGAUGAUGCUGUACUGGAAUUGGAAUCUUGGAUUGAUGCGGAACUGGCGAAAAAUGCUGCAGCAAGUGAUCGUGUCCUCGGCGACAUCGAUACUGUGAGAGUCUUGACCGACGAGCACAAGAAGAGGGAAACAGAGCGUCUAUCAAAGCAACGAGCUCUUGAUACCAUUGUGGCUAAGGCAAAUAAACUAUCGACGAAUAAUGUGGAUGAGAGCGAUAACAUCACAAAUGCCUGCGAUCGGGUGAAACAGAAGUGGUCCCAAUUGGAGGAUGAGUCCCGAGCUCGCAUGGCUUCCCUCGAGGAUGCCUUAGCUCGAGCAACUGAUUUUGACACCAAAGUUCAUGAAAUACUUGAUUGGCUAGUGGAAAUCGAAGGAAGACUAGCGGUUUCGAGCAGCGACCUGCGACAGGCAUUGACUAGAGUUGAAGAUAUCAAAGUAGAACUGAGUAACGCUCGCGAUAAUCGGGACGCAUGUCUCGAGGCCGGCAGAGCUCUCCAGGCCAAAUGCCACCCGAGAGCCGAGCAACCGCUGAAACAUUGGCUUCGAGUUGUUGAGAACCGAUGGAAGGACGUAGAGGAACGAGCAUCGGAGCGUGAAUUCAGUCUUUUGGACCAGCAACAGCAGGAGAAGGAGCGCGAGCAGGCUCUGUUCGAGUUGCUGGAAUUUGUUGCGCAUAAACGUGAAGAACUGAAUCGAAUGCUCGCCCAGGCACUCCCACAGGAUUUAGAAUCGAUGCGUAAGGCUCAGCGUACUUACGAGGAGUUUGAUUUCGAACUACGCGAGAAACAAGCGGAUGUUGAUAAUGCUGUAAAAGUCAACAAAAAGGGCAAAAGCAAUGCUGCUGCCGUGAAGCUUUCUGACGAAUGGAAACAGUUGUGGCUGGACUCGAUCGGUCAUCAAACGGCCCUAGAGGGUCAACGCCAAUUACUCGAGGAAAUGCGUCGAUUGGAAGGAUGGCGCUGGGAGCAGUGGAAGGAGCAGUAUGUGGAAUGGAAUGAUCACCGAAAGGCUCGCGUUUCCGAUUUAUUCCGUCGUUAUGACCGCUCCCAUACGGGUAAUAUACCGCGGGACGUGUUUAUAGAUGCAGUUCUUGCUUCUAAGUUCCCCACAUCACGUUUGGAAAUGAACAAAGUAGCGGAUCUAUUCGACAAAGGAGAUGGUUUGAUAAACUCGAAAGAAUUUAUUGAUGCGCUGCGAUUUGAUCGAUCUCGUGAACUGAAACCUAUGACUGACCACGAGAAAGUUAACGAAGAGAUUACGAAGCAGAAAAAUGCUUGUAGUUGCUGCCAACAGUACAAAAUCGAAAAAGUCGCUGAUGGUCACUAUCGGUUUGGUGACACCCAAAUCAAGCGAAUGGUACGCAUAUUGCGAUCGACGGUGAUGGUUCGAGUGGGAGGUGGAUGGGAAGCUUUGGACGAGUUUCUCUCCAAACAUGAUCCAUGCAGAGCCAAAGGUCGUCUGAACAUCGAUAUGUUCUACAAAGAUGUCACCCCAAGCACAGCCAUCGACACGAUGCGCGCGUUUACGAAAGGUCGACAUAGAAGCUCGUCCCAUCACACGGUGCACGGGCCUAUAAUGAAAAUCCGUGAAAAGACAGAAAGAAGUAUACCCAUGUUCCCGCAUAGAAGAGACCAGGGUGAUAACGAUAUGGAGACCAGCAGCCGGGGAUUGCUAACAACAAGCCGAGACUCGUUGGCGACCCCGACAUCUCGUUCCCAUUCUCGUGCAUCGGAUUCGACGGCGGACGAGAAACCGACUCGAAUUCCUUCCCUUCGUAUUCAAAAGGGUGGUCGUAGUAGCACACCUAGGUCGUAA